Notolabrus celidotus (New Zealand spotty) is the source of this 9317-nucleotide messenger RNA. It is a transcript of the gene cacna1eb, whose product is annotated as calcium channel, voltage-dependent, R type, alpha 1E subunit b. Gene Ontology annotation, molecular function: high voltage-gated calcium channel activity. The record is from RefSeq and is a predicted model, not a curated record. The transcript has 50 exons. Gene Ontology annotation, biological process: calcium ion import across plasma membrane; chemical synaptic transmission. Gene Ontology annotation, cellular component: membrane; neuronal cell body; voltage-gated calcium channel complex. NCBI's taxonomy places the organism in Eukaryota, Metazoa, Chordata, Actinopteri, Labriformes, Labridae. Bases 993 to 8027 code for a protein of 2344 amino acids.
AUUCAGUAGAGGCAUAAUUCCAGCAAAUGCUGUGUUGUUUCAUGGACUGAUGCUGGGAGGAGAGCGGAUCAGUCACAAAUCUUCAUGGAGUUAAACUAGAGCUGGGACCCCCUACCCAGCUGUGUCCGUGAAUGUGGGCAUGGGAAUCCCAUCCUAACACGCCAUGGCUCCUGCCCUCAUGCUAAUCAUGCACACCUGCUGAACCUGCUCCCCUGCUGUACAACUACUCAUCAACACAGCAGUCGAUGAGCAGGUGCGCAACUCAUCUACCUUCCACCCUGUCAUCUGACUGCAAACCCACCUGCAUGCUCACCCUUGUACCAUCCUUCCACCAUCUCUUGCCUACUGUCAGCCAUGCAUUAUCAGCCAUCCCCACCAACAAUCCAGUCCUGAGAAGCUGAUUAGUGUCCUGUUCCCUUUUGACCUGUGGCUAAAUGGCUCAUCAGUAGCAACACCAGCCCCCAGAGUGCUACAGCCUGCCCUGCGAAUCCCAGCUCAGCCCUGCCCAUGUAACACACCCCUAGAGUCGCUGACCAACACUUAAAUCGCCUGCCUCCAGGUUGACUUCCAGCAUCUUCUCUGUUGUGCAUCACUUGCAGCCGGUGGGGAUUUAAUUAAUUCUUUAGAGGAAGUUUGAAAGACAACAGCCAUUCAUGUUGACCUACUUAAAGUGACUCAUAUCACUGCAGCCUGCCAUGGAAUAUGAUUGGGAUUAUUUCCAUGCCUGCUCGCUCCUGUCCCCAUGCCUGUUUACGUUCAUGUGAGCCACACUCCCCUGGCUGCCAGCCACCCCGCGGUAUUUAUAGUCAAACAGCGGCAAUCAGAGCUCAAGGAAUCCUCGCGAAAUCCUCUUCAAACCUCCAAACUUGGACUGAGUGAGAGGUAGAAAGGGGCUGGUUUAAGGAUCCACACCUGAACGAGGCUCUCUGACGAUGAAGGAGCGCGCGGCACCUCAAGCAUUAUGGUGAAACCUCCAACUGUUCUCUGUAGAGAUGCAUACCAGUUCAGACCAGUCCCUCACCCGCUCCCUUACACCAAACCUCUACCCCCCAUCCAGCUGUGGUCCAGGAGGACAAAUGCAUGUCCACUCCUCCCUGUCCCUCCCUGAGCCUGAGGCCUGGAGGAAACCCAGCCCUGCAUCACGUCAUGGCCUAGCACAGGGGGCCCGCUCCUGCUCCCUGCAGGUCCCGCAUGCAGCACCAGAAUAUUUAGGACUGCCCCCUCGAGCUGCCAGCUUUGACGUGCCCUGUUGUGAGGAUGAGGCUUCUUCAGAUCAUGGUUCAGGGUCUCUGAGCCCGCACGGCGCGCUGCGGAGAAGAGGGGGACUGGUAGAGCAGAAGGACAUCAUCAUGGCUCACCAGGCUCACAAAAUCCAGAGCACACCACAGGCCCGCAGAAAGGAGUGGGAAAUGGCUCGCUUUGGAGACGAGGCCGCUCCCACAACGGUGGACUCCGGGGAUGGGGACGUGGAGCGCGGCGGGGACGCACAGGACCCGGCGGAGGCGGCGGCAUUGACUGCCUCUAUUAAACAAGCCAAGGCGCAGCGGGCCCGGACCAUGGCUCUGUACAACCCCGUCCCACACCGGCAGAACUGCCUCACCGUCAACAGGUCGCUCUUCAUAUUCGCAGAGGACAACAUCAUUAGGAAAUACGCGCGAAAAAUCAUUGAGUGGCCACCAUUUGAGUACAUGAUCCUGGCCACCAUCACCGCCAACUGUGUCGUCCUGGCCUUGGAGCAGCAUCUCCCUGGAGAGGACAAGACCCCCAUGGCAAAGAGACUGGAAAAGACGGAGCCAUACUUCAUUGGGAUCUUCUGCUUUGAGGCGGGGAUCAAGCUGGUGGCUCUUGGUUUUGUUUUCCAUAAAGGGUCGUACCUAAGAAACGGCUGGAACGUUAUGGACUUCAUAGUCGUUCUCAGCGGGAUCCUGGCAACUGCUGGGUCCCACAUGAACAUCCCAGUCGACCUCCGAACCCUGAGGGCCGUGCGAGUGCUGAGACCUCUCAAACUCGUCUCUGGGAUUCCCAGCCUCCAGAUUGUGCUGAAGUCCAUCAUGAAGGCUAUGAUCCCACUACUCCAAAUCGGCCUCCUCUUGUUCUUUGCCAUCCUCAUGUUCGCUAUCAUCGGUCUGGAGUUCUACAGUGGGAAGCUUGACCAAACCUGCCUGCCAUCUUUUGAUAUCCUCGAAAAUGAGACUGUGGACUCAACAGAGUUGGCAUUUUCCUGCGGGGUGAGGAAGUGUCCAGAGGGUUACAUCUGCAAUGACACCGGGAUUGGACCCAACGACGGCAUCACACAGUUUGACAACAUCCUGUUUGCUGUACUCACUGUCUUCCAGUGCAUAACCAUGGAGGGAUGGACGGCUGUUCUGUAUAAUACCAACGAUGCCUUGGGUACCACAUGGAACUGGAUGUACUUUAUUCCUCUCAUCAUUAUCGGCUCGUUCUUUGUGCUGAACCUGGUUUUGGGAGUCCUGUCUGGAGAAUUUGCCAAGGAGAGAGAGCGGGUGGAGAAUAGGCGCGCCUUCAUGAAGCUUCGCCGGCAGCAGCAGGUGGAGCGAGAAUUGAACGGCUACAGAGCCUGGAUAGACAGGGCAGAGGAAGUGAUGCUGGCAGAAGAGAAUAAAAAUUCAGGGAGAUCGGCGUUAGAUGUGCUAAAGAGAGCGAGUAAGAAGACUGGAGCACGGAGAGGAGCUCCAGGGGAUGAAAAGUUCACAGACACAUCGACUGCCAGCAUGUCUAGAUCCAGGAUGAACUUCCGCAGUGGCCGGCGUGGUCCUGCUGCCUACCUGCGGCGUAAAGAGCGCAUGUUACGCAUCUCCAUCCGCCGCAUGGUGAAGACAGAUACUUUCUACCUGAUGGUGCUCAGUCUUGUGGCUCUAAACACCAUCUGUGUGGCUAUUGUCCACCACAAUCAGCCUGACUGGCUCACCAUUUUCCUCUACUAUGCAGAGUUUGUUUUCCUUGGGCUGUUUUUGGCUGAGAUGUUUUUGAAAAUGUAUGGUCUGGGUUUCCGGCUCUACUUUCACUCAUCUUUCAACUGUUUCGACUGUGGGGUCAUUGUUGGCAGCAUAUUCGAGGUGGUUUGGGGCUUCUUCAGGCCGGGCAUGUCGUUUGGGAUCAGUGUACUCAGAGCGCUAAGACUUCUGAGAAUUUUCAAGAUCACAAAAUAUUGGGCAUCUCUCAGGAACCUGGUUGUGUCCCUCAUGAGCUCCAUGAAGUCCAUCAUCAGCCUGCUGUUCCUUCUCUUCCUCUUCAUCGUAGUGUUUGCUCUGCUGGGGAUGCAGCUUUUUGGAGGAAGGUUCAUCUUUGAAGAUUACACUCCCACCAACUUUGACACAUUUCCAGCUGCCAUCAUGACAGUGUUUCAGAUUUUGACCGGUGAGGACUGGAACGAGGUGAUGUAUAACGGGAUUCGCUCACAGGGUGGAGUGCAGUAUGGCAUGUGGUCAUCCAUCUACUUCAUAGUGCUCACCCUUUUUGGAAACUAUACACUGCUGAACGUCUUCUUGGCCAUCGCUGUGGAUAAUCUCGCCAACGCACAGGAACUGACAAAGGAUGAAGAGGAGGAAGAAGAGUUCUUCAACCAGAGAUAUGCCAGAGGUAGAGACGGCCUGAUAUCUGAUGGGAGGAGAAGACCCUACCUAUACAGGAAACGAGCCAUCCACAGAGGACGGCCAAACUUCCCAGAGGACCCUGAUGGUGCACCGGGGGCCGCAGAUGAACAGCCGCUCAAUGCCAGACCUUUUUCAAAUCGUCGCGAGAGGAGAAGAAAGGUCAACAUGUCAGUGUGGGAGCAGAGAGCCAACCAGCUACGCAAACGUCGCCAGAUGGCAAGCAGAGAGGAGCUGUUUAGCAGCCCGCCUGAGGAAACCAAUGAAACCCCUGCAAUCACCCAAGAGGCAAGCCCAGGACACCUGCCUGAGUCUCCUAUGUCUGUUGGGAUGCCCCUCCCUGAACCCCCAAUGUCCGUCUCCAUACCCAUGCCAGAGCCUCCAACGGCUGAGCCUCUGGUCAACCUGAAUGAGGAAAAAUCCGGAGGAGGAAAUCAUCGGGCUGCAGGUGGGGGAAGGCAUAGGAUGGGCCGCAAGUUCAGACCCAGUCAGGGGCCAGAAGAAGGGGCGAGACACAGACGCCACCGUCACCGAGAAGCUCGACCUGAGGCCAAGAGUUUGGAAUGUUCCCAUAUGCCACACGAGGUGCUACAAGUGAGACGAUCGCUCAGCCAAGAAAGGAAGAUACUAGAUGAGAGGGAGGAGAAAUCGGAGGUGGAAGGAGGAUCGGUCCAAGAUGAUGGAACAACCAUCGUCAACCCAUAUGCUGAAGUCGGAGAUGACUGUAGAAGAUCUAUUUUACCUGGUGCCGACAUCCCUGACCCUCCCCAGUGUGAGCAGCUGCUAGAUUGCUCCUGGUCAGAACAGGGGGAAGGUAGACACUCAGACCAGUACCAGCCUGUGGAGUCUGCCUUAGAGGCCACUGAGUACACUGUGAGGACCAUUGAGUCAGAAAGCCGCCCUGUCUCCCUGAAACGUAACAAAGCUAACUUGGAGGGAAGCGUGGCCAUUGAAAUGUCUGCACAGCCGCUGCUGGAGCUUACGCCCAUGACAGGGAACAAUAAAGAGUUGGAGGCAUACGACUCCGAGGAGGAACUUGAAACCGAGGAGGAAGAGGAGGAACCUCCUCCUAUGCCUCCCAAACCUGUAGCUCCAGACAGCAUGUUCAUUUUUAAGGCAUCAAAUCCUAUCAGACGGAUAUGUCACUAUGUGGUCACCAUGCGCUAUUUUGAGAUGACCAUCCUCAUGGUGAUUGUGGCAAGCAGCAUUGCCCUGGCUGCUGAGGACCCUGUGUGCACAAAUUCAGACAGAAACAAGGUCCUGCGUUAUUUUGAUUAUGUCUUCACCGGAGUCUUCACCUUUGAAAUGAUAAUCAAGAUGAUAGACCAGGGUCUCAUCCUCCAUGACGGCUCUUAUUUCCGAGACAUGUGGAACAUCCUGGACUUCAUCGUGGUGGUGGGAGCUCUCAUUGCAUUUGCUCUGACGAAUGUGAUGGGAAACAACAAAGGCAGAGACAUCAAAACAAUCAAGUCUCUCAGAGUUUUGAGAGUUCUGCGGCCUCUUAAAACCAUCAAGAGGCUUCCUAAACUCAAGGCUGUCUUUGACUGUGUGGUCACAUCUCUGAAGAACGUCUUCAACAUCCUCAUCGUGUACCAGCUCUUCAUGUUCAUCUUUGCUGUCAUCGCUGUGCAGCUCUUCAAGGGGAGGUUCUUCUACUGCAAUGACAGCUCCAUGAAUACAGAGAAGGAAUGCCAAGGCUACUACAUUCACUACAGCAGAGAAAAGAAGGAGGUGAAGAGACGAGAGUGGAGGAGACACGAGUUUCACUACGACAAUGUCUGCUGGGCGCUCCUUACUCUUUUCACUGUCUCAACUGGAGAGGGAUGGCCUCAGGUCCUGCAGCACUCCACCGAUGUAACAGAGGAGGAUAUCGGGCCGAGUCGAGGAAACCGGAUGGAGAUGUCCGUUUUCUAUGUGGUCUACUUUGUGGUUUUUCCCUUCUUCUUUGUCAACAUCUUUGUGGCUUUGAUCAUCAUCACCUUCCAGGAGCAAGGCGACAAGAUGAUUCAGGAGUGCAGCCUGGAGAAGAACGAGAGAGCUUGCAUCGACUUCGCCAUCAGCGCCAAGCCGAUGACCCGCUACAUGCCCCAGAACAGACAAACGUUCCAGUACAGACUGUGGCACUUUGUGGCUUCACCUUCUUUUGAAUACACGGUGCUCGUCAUGAUCGCUCUCAACACUGUGGUCCUCAUGAUGAAGUACCACUCGGCCCCGACAGCCUAUGACACAGUCCUGAAACACCUCAACACGGCCUUCACUGUCCUCUUCUCUUUGGAGUGUAUUUUAAAGAUCAUGGCAUUUGGUCUUGUGAACUACUUUCGAGACACUUGGAAUAUUUUUGAUUUCAUCACUGUUCUUGGCAGCAUCAGUGAGAUAAUUGUGGAUUUACAGUCGGUGAACACCAUCAACAUGAGUUUCCUGAAGCUGUUCCGAACAGCUAGGUUGAUCAAGCUGCUGAGACAAGGAUACACCAUCCGUAUUCUGCUGUGGACGUUUGUACAAUCUUUUAAGGCUCUACCAUAUGUCUGCCUCCUUAUUGCAAUGCUUUUCUUCAUAUAUGCCAUCAUUGGAAUGCAGGUGUUUGGAAACAUCAAGCUCAAUGACGAUAGCCACAUCACUCAACACAACAACUUUAAGACCUUUUUCAGUGCUCUGAUGCUGCUCUUCAGGAGUGCGACGGGGGAGUCCUGGCAGGAGAUCAUGCUUUCCUGUCUCUCAGGUCGAGAGUGUGAACCAGACUCCUCCAUCGCCCCCGACACCACGUCUCCAGACCACGAGGGAGGCUGUGGGACCGACUUUGCUUACUGCUACUUUGUCUCAUUCAUCUUCUUCAGCUCCUUCCUGAUGCUGAAUUUAUUUGUGGCUGUGAUCAUGGAUAACUUUGAGUACUUGACAAGAGACUCCUCAAUCCUGGGUCCACAUCACCUGGAUGAGUUUGUUCGUAUCUGGGGGGAGUACGACCGUUUGGCAUGUGGUCGCAUCCACUACACUGCUAUGUACGAGAUGUUAACACACAUGUCCCCACCACUGGGCCUUGGUAAAAAAUGUCCUGCUAAGAUCGCUUAUAAGAGGUUGGUGUUAAUGAACAUGCCUGUGGAUGAGGACAUGACCGUCCACUUCACCUCCACCCUGAUGUCGCUCAUCCGCACGGCUUUGGAGGUCAAAAUAGCAAGAGGUGGGGAGGACCGUCUCGCUCUGGAUUCUGAACUGCAGAAAGAGAUUAGUAUCAUUUGGCCUUAUCUGCCCCAGAAGAAUCUGGAUCUUCUGGUUCCUAUCAACAAAGAUACAGACAUGACGGUGGGAAAGAUCUACGCUUCAAUGAUGAUAAUGGACUACUUCAAACAGAACAAAGCCAAGAAACUCAGGCUACAACUUGAAGCUCAGGCUAAGAGCAACUUAAUGUUCAAGCGUCUGGACGCAUCCACCCUCCCAGAGGACAUUCUGUCCAACACCCAGACGCUGCCCAUGAUGGCCCACAGCGCCGGCUCAGCCUUGACCAGAGGAGGUUUCGUGGCUUUGAGCCCCAUCUCACCGCAGGAACUCUUCAUGCAGCCCAUCAGCUCUGAUGCUGAUGUUAGUCAACAGCAGAGUCUGCAGACAGAGGUUGCAGGCGGCUCUAUGAAGCGUUCAGUCUCCACUGUCGCCGAUCAGCGGGUCAACGGACUGUGGCAGGACGAGAAGAGUCCUGAGCGACUGUAUCGACCUCGCCACAAAAGCUACAAGGCUGCUGUUUCUCGGUCUGAGCACUGGCAGAAAGGUGACAGAGAGCGCGGCAGGUCAAAGGAGCGCUGCCACCUUCUCUCUCCUGGCGCAUCUCGUUCAAACUCGGAGGAAAGAAUUAUGCAGCCCUCCCGAUCCCCUAGUGCAGAGAGGGCACAGCCCCGUGAUAAACAGGGCAACAGCUCAGAGAGUCCUGUUCCCUCCACCUCAGAGUCCAGUUCUCCCAGUGGCCGUCGUCCUUUAUCUCAGACCCCGACUCGCUCUCGCCCUCACAUCUCCUACUCCCCACUCGUGAGUCGCACUCAUCCCUCUGUUGGCGAGGAUGAGGAUGAACAAGGCAGCCCAGAGACCAUCAGACGCAAGCUCACCUGGCAGACCGAAGAGGGUGUCGCUGACGAGAUGCAGAGUGAGGAAGGCCACAACCCUUCCCCACCUCGGCGCUACCCCUCCGAGCCUUUCCUGGCCUCCCAAGAUGACGACCACAGCCCAGACCCCUCCGGUCCCAUGGAGACGUUGACCUUCGAGGCUGCCGUGGCCUGCGCUCUGGGACGAUCAAACACUGUCAGCUCGGCUCGCCCACGUUUGCGAACUGGCUGGCAGGUCCCAAACGGACAUUUUCGGAAGCGUCUGGCGCAGACAACAUCUGCGGCUGGCUGUGAUGCCCUCAGUGACACAGAGGAGGACGAUAGGUGCUAGGGACAGGAGGCUCAGCAUGACAGAGAAUCCCGGAGUGGUGUUAGAGGACUCAGUACGGAGUCCAGGUUAAUGUGACUCUUUUUGCAUCCAUGCUUAGAGGCCAUGAGCCCUCUGGAUGUUUGGUUAAUUCAAACCCAAAACAAAGAAUGGAAAAGAACAAUACUUCCUGAAACUGUAGUUGCCAAUUCACACCAAACACUGACAAUAAAUAAGGUCUAGUUCCUGACUUGUACUUGAUGAUAGAGAGUAAUAAUACAUCUCAAAUAAUCAUGGGAUGCAGAAAAUAAAAGAAUGGAUCAAUUUGUCAUUUGUGUCAAUAGGUAUUUUCAUUUCUGAACAUGUUUCUAAAUGACUCAGUGUUGCUCUGAAAAGUAUUUAUCUGUGGGGUGUGUGAAUAUGUAACUACAUUUUCUUAUAAAUAAUUGUUUUGUAAAUACAUAGUGAUCAUAAAACCAUUGACAUCGAUGAAACCAGAUCAAUACAACAAGCCAUCAUGGAGAGGCACCUGAAACUUUACCAGACAAUGUGGAUACUAAUAAGUAACACUCAAUGAUGCUGGAUUUUUUUACAGUAUGAAUGACUGUGCAGGGGGGGAAAACUGCCUGAUUUCCCCUUCAUUUUUUUCAUUUUGGUAUUGAACAUAAUAAGUUGUGAGAAAUGAAUACAGAUAUAGAAUAUCAGAAAAAAUGCUUAUUUGUUAUUUCACCCUACAUCACUGUUAAAUCAUUGCCUCCAACAAACCAUGAAUAUUUCUUGACAAUGCUCCACUACAGUCUGUUUAUUUAUUUUUUUCCAGUCUGAUCCCUUUAAAUCAGAAUUCCUCACCAACAUCCUGAUUUUGAGAAAAAGUUGGUGUGUAAUUUCACCAUGAAUUGCUAUGAAAAGCAAAUGAUCUCAUCUAUUUUCACCUUUUUCUUCUUUGAGACUACAUCACACCACUGCAGACCACGACUGUAGAAACACUGUAGACACACCAUGACACAUUUUGCUUCACAAAUUAACAUUACUCUAUUACUUACUAAUAAUGUACAGAGAAUUUAAGCUGUUUGUAACAUUUAGAAGUAAAAAAACAUUAUCAGCUGAUGAGCUUUAAAGGUAAAGGAAUCUUUGGAAAUGUUCAUUUUAAGGUUUGUGUUUUUGUUUUAUUUGCCUGAAGAAGGCCAAUUCUGUGAAACUCACUUAACUAAAAAAACAUGGAGAUUUGUAUCAUAAGUUCCUGGAAUGCAAAUACUUUGUGGGUUUUUAUGUGUACAAUAGCUGUAUAUAAAAAUAAAGUUGUCUUCAAGUUGC